Solea senegalensis (Senegalese sole) is the source of this 2640-nucleotide messenger RNA. RefSeq names its product MALT paracaspase 3 (gene malt3). The record is from RefSeq and is a predicted model, not a curated record. Gene Ontology annotation, biological process: proteolysis. NCBI's taxonomy places the organism in Eukaryota, Metazoa, Chordata, Actinopteri, Pleuronectiformes, Soleidae. Bases 158 to 2080 code for a protein of 640 amino acids. The transcript has 15 exons. Gene Ontology annotation, molecular function: cysteine-type endopeptidase activity.
GGAAGAUUCGGUUUAUUUAAGGGAAAAAGUUACAGAGAAGGACACCACACACAAAAUACGCAUACUCUGUCCGGCUGAGGUGCGACACUGACGGCAGUCUGGUGUAAGAAUUGAGGAUAUAAUGCACUGGUGACUAAAUCCUGUACUAGGUUGAAUAAUGAUCAGAGACAUUGUCAUCGUGCGGCAGCCUUUCUCUGUGUGUGUACCUGUGAACCACAAGGUGACUCUGAGCGUCCGAGCCGAGGGCACAGGCAAACUCAACUACCAGUGGUUUACACAGGAUGAAAAGGUGUGUGGUGGUACUCAGGCAGACCUGGCCAUCAGACCCACAAAAACCCAGCUGUAUGUGUGUCGAGUCAAUGACCACUUCUGCAACUGUGUGUUCAGCGAAUGGGUGAAAGUGAAGGUGAUGGACAUUGAUAAAUCAGUCCUACCGGAACAUUGGCAGGAUGCACUGCACAUUGCUGUCAACCCUAAACCCCAGACAGUUCAACAAGGUGCAGACUUCUCACUGUGCUGCGUUGCUUUUGGCAUUCCCACUCCACAGUAUCAGUGGUACCGAAAUGGACAGGCCCUGCUGGGUAUGACUGGUGACACGCUGCAGGUAGACUGUGCAGCUGAUGAACACGCAGGGACGUACCUCUGUUCGGUUUCCAACGUGGUACAGGAGAGAUGGACUGAAGCAGUUGAUGUUAAAGUUGUGCAAACUGCUCAUCUUCCGCCGGCAGCACCCACAGCCACAGACAAAGUUGCCCUGCUCAUUGGAAACCUGAAUUACUCCCAUCACCCCAGCUUAAUGGCACCUAUCAUGGAUGUACAUGAGCUGGCUAACCUCUUGCGGCAGCUUGGGUUUAGAGUGGUUUCCCUGCUCGAUCUGACCAGAGAGGAGAUGCUCGCAGCCAUCGAAAGGUUUACUCAGCUCCUUGACAGAGGAGUUUACGGACUUUUCUACUACGCUGGUCAUGGGUAUGAGUACGCUGGGAGAAAUUACUUGGUAGCUGUUGAUGCCCCACAACCAUACCGGCGUGAAAACUGCGUGUGUGUGCAGAGGGUCAUGCUCGGCAUGCAGGAAAGACAGACCGCACUGAGUGUGAUCCUGCUGGAUACCUGCAGAAAAUGGUACAACCAGGAUCACAUACCUUCAACCAUCAUGCCACUGAAACCAUGUGGGAAUACUGUUUACGGUUAUGCCACAUGUGAAGAUGCUGAGGCGUUUGAGGUCCAGGACGGAGGGAAAAGUACUGGAAUCUUCACCAAGUACUUGAACAAGCACAUCCUUCGGUCCAACAAGGUCACGCAUGUCUUAGAGAGAGUUUCUGAGGACCUUGGCGUCGACCCAUUAAUUGCUGGCAGACAGGCAGUGGAGAUCAAACACACCCUGAAAGAACCUCGAUCCCUCACAGAUCCGGUUCGCACCACCGGUCAUACGCAAGAACUACGCCUACGAGAUAUCUGCUGGAGACAGGCAAAUGAGCUGCCAGAGAAGAAGCGUCUGAAGUUUCCUUGUGGAGUAGAAGUGGAAGUCAGCUUCUCAGCUUUGUUCUCCAACGUCUUGGUGGCUUUUGCCACUGUGAAGAACGUCAGCCCCAGGACCCAGGACUGUACUGUCGUUCUAAGCAGCACACCUACGAUGGAAGACAUAUUUUCUGGUCCUGACCGGUCACAGGGGAUGGACUCUCUCUUAUUUGAAAAAUCUGUUAACCCAGACUGCACUAUAAGGCUUUGUGCGCUUCAGAGGCUAAGGGAAUCACUGGUCAUCAAAGUGGACCUACACUAUACUCACACAGACAGUAAACUGCGCCUGACAGAGAGCCAACGCGUGGACACGGGAAAACCUCUGGUGGCGUCCUGUAAAUUAUACAGGAGUAAGAGUCACGCAGUGACAGACAGAAAGCACGGGGGUGCUUCCGCUCAAAGUAUGGGCAACAUUUCCAGCGGCAAACCAACGCUGCGUCAGACUGUGGCUGGUCCAGGCCGACCGUUCACCAGAAAGGCAGAGUGUGCCGCUAAAGUUCCAGCUACAAGGAGCAACGAACCUGAAGAGAACGACGAAGAUGAACUACGAGACUCUGUUUUUUAAUCUUUGUUUUAUUAUUGUAAAUACUAACUACUUUGACAUUUACUUUGCCACCUAAUAGAGAAGUUACACAACAUGUAUCUUAGCAGCAGGGGCCUUUCAAGAGAGUUGAGAAGCCCCAGGUAAUAAGAACCUUGGGGCCCUUCUUUGAACUGAAAUGAGGUGGCAUUGGGCAAAGUUAAGGGUUUUCCCACUAUUGCGUCAUCGAAGCCUGUAGCCUGCAAAGAUCAUGAAAUUUAAGGGCAUCCUCACAAAAUUUGUCAUUGUUGAUGACUAACUUAUUCAGCUAUACUCGAGGGCUUGCUUGCUUUGAAACUCCUGUUGAUACAGCCCUUCUUCUGUUGUUGACAGUGAUGAAUGAAUGAGUGAAUGAAUGAAUGAAACUUGGUGUUACUGUGUCUUAAACUUUAUUUUUGAUCUCAACACUGACGAAAACAUUAACACUUUUGCUACCCACUAAUUUCAUCAUAAAUUCUUUAAUAUAUUAUAUGUGUAUGACACUUCUUCAUCAGUGGCAAGCUGGCUAGCCUAAUGUUUCAAAUAAAGAUGAUGACUGUUCAUGA